This is a messenger RNA of Ctenopharyngodon idella (grass carp), 3090 nucleotides long. RefSeq names its product cell division cycle 14B (gene cdc14b). Gene Ontology annotation, molecular function: protein serine/threonine phosphatase activity; protein tyrosine/serine/threonine phosphatase activity. The transcript has 17 exons. Gene Ontology annotation, biological process: cilium assembly; protein dephosphorylation; regulation of exit from mitosis. NCBI's taxonomy places the organism in Eukaryota, Metazoa, Chordata, Actinopteri, Cypriniformes, Xenocyprididae. The coding region runs from base 262 to 1902 and encodes 546 amino acids. The record is from RefSeq and is a predicted model, not a curated record. Gene Ontology annotation, cellular component: mitotic spindle; nucleolus; spindle pole.
ACUUUAUUCGGACUUGAGGAGCGAGAGAAAGAUCGCUCGUGCUGUGUAACGUUAAUUCAUUUAUAGAGUUAAAACGGAUAUUGUUUUCAUUUUUCUUGGUUUUUAUUGCAUAGAACAGUUAAAAUUUUUACUUUCUUGUCGCGUAAUUUAUUAUGACACAUUCGAUUUCUUCAUAAAGUGUCGACGAAAAUUUGACUGUUUUGAUUGAAUGUGUAAAUGUCCGUUGGUUUUUAGUUUGGAGUACUAAACCGAGAUUAAAUAAUGUACCGGAACAACCUUACUAUAGAAUCCUGUGAUCUGUCAAACUGCAUCGAGUUCAUUGAAGAUCAGCUGUAUUUUGCUCUUCUUCAUCAGAAGGUGAAGAGCAGUCCUGACAGACACUGUUUCUGUAUAGAUGAUGAGCUCUCCUAUGAGAACUUCUAUGCGGACUUUGGCCCGCUCAAUCUGGCCAUGUUUUAUCGCUUCUGUUGCAAACUCAACAAGAAGCUGAAGUCUUGUGUUCAUGCAAAGAAGAAAAUUGUGUUUUAUACCUGUGGUGACAGAAAGAAACAAGCCAAUGCUGCGUAUUUGAUCGGCUCUUAUGCUGUAAUGCAUCUACAGAAAACACCAGAAGAAGCAUACAGUCUUCUUGUCUCUCAAAAUGCAUCGUAUCUUCCUUUUAGAGAUGCGUCUUUUGGAACUUGCAUGUACAAUCUGAAUAUACUUGACUGUCUACGGGCCGUUCACAAGGCUCUGCAGUUCGGCUGGCUGGAUUUCUCGCAGUUUAAUGUGGAGGAAUAUGAGCAUUAUGAGCGGGCAGAAAAUGGAGAUUUUAACUGGAUCAUUCCAGGGAAGUUUUUGGCUUUCAGCGGUCCUCAUCCGAAGAGCAAAAUUGAGAACGGAUACCCUCUUCAUGCCCCUGAAGCGUAUUUCCCCUACUUCAGGAAGCACAACAUCACCACCAUCAUCCGGCUCAACAAGAAAAUGUACGACGCCAAGCGUUUCACAGACAUGGGCUUCAAGCACCAUGACCUGUUCUUUGUAGAUGGUAGUACGCCCAACGACACCAUCGUCACCAAGUUCCUGAACAUCUGCGAGAAUGCUGACGGAGCCAUCGCGGUCCACUGUAAAGCUGGUCUGGGCCGAACAGGGACUCUGAUUGGCUGUUACAUGAUGAAACACUUCAGACUGACUGCAGCUGAAGCCAUCGCAUGGAUCAGGAUCUGCAGACCCGGCUCAGUCAUCGGACCUCAACAGAACUUUGUUGAAGACAAACAGACGAAUCUGUGGGCAGAGGGUGAUCUGUACCGCCAAAAAAUAAAUGAGCAGGAAAAUGGCUCAAGUAAAAUGGCAGUGGCUGGAAUCCUGUCCGGAGUAGAAGAUAUUUCCAUCAAUGGUACAAACAAGAACAUAUCACAGAGGAAAACGGCCACUGAAUCGCACACUGAGGAAGAGGAAGAGGAGUGUGGCGGUCUCACGCAAGGCGACAAACUACGAGCUCUGAAGAGUAAGAGGCAGUCCAGAGCGUCCACUGGUUCAAUAUCGUUGGAAGAAAAUACAAUGCACACCAAAUCAACAUCAAAGUCUUUAAGCUCAGAUAAAAGGAAAAGAACUCGGGCAUCACUUGGAUCCAACAGAGCCAGCAGCCCUUUACAUUCAAGGCUCGCUAAAUCUUUAGGCAGCUUGCACGUAAUGGCCUGUGAAACGGAUGGUGUGUUCUCUGAUGUUAGCGCUGCCUCUAUGGCCAACAAUAAUUUCAUCAAGCAGUCGAACUUAAAGCACUUAAAGCCACACGCAGCCCAGAGGACUUACUCUGCCAUUUCCAUGCACCGCAGUCUGAGUUCCCUCAGCUCAACGAUCUCUGUCCAGAAGAAGGAAAGUUCUUCACGCAAUGCCAUCGGUGCGCUUUCAGAGACCAUGUAACUCCAUCUCCAAAGCUCGAGCUCCUCUCCUCCGCUGAAAACGGCCGCGGAUCCAGGAAAGACCGACGUCACAGAGACUGCACUGAUGUUAUUACUCUAGUUUUACUUCUUUAUGGGUUUGUCUAAGUGAUGAUCUAUCAACAGUAUUCAACAAGGAAAUUGAAAAAAUCAGCAUUUUUAUUUUAUAAAGAGUUUUUUUUUAAAUCAGAGAGAGCUUUAAGCAUCUGUGAAGAUAAACUUUUUAUGCCAUUGUAAAUAUCAUGUGUCAGAAGCUGCCAUUAUGCAUUGCUAAACGUGUAAUAUUGUUUUUUUAAUACUGUAUCUCAUACUUGCAGUGCUCUAGAGACUGUAAAUGAAUCAUACUGUGCUAAUCAUGACUGAAAGCUGUAUAUAAGCUGAGAUUUGAUAGUUUUUUUUUUUUUACUGUAAAUACUGCAUACCUUUUUAUUUUGAUGACCAAAUUUAAAUCAUGGUAAUUUCACGUGUAUAUAUAUAUAUAUAUAUAUAUAUAUAAUAAGAAAGGAUUUGAGUCAUAGCCCUUUCAAUAAAUCCUUUCUGCAGUUGCAUUGUGGUUAAUUAAUGAACAUCAUUAUAUAUUUCUGAGUGCUUACUUUCAGUAUUGCCAAGUCCGUGGUUUCCCCAUGGAAUUGGGCUACUUUAACAAUGUUGCCGUGGGUUUUUUUUUUUUUUUUUUUAAUGUCUGUUUGUUGAAGCGACCCCACAUAACAUAAUAUUUAGUCCCUGGAAUAUGAAUGUUAUCAGGGGAACCCUGCCAAAAACACGGAUUUUACCCCCCAGAACGCGAUUUUUACACCCCCCUUAAACGCAAUUUGGCUAGUUUUGAAAACCCUGCUUAUUUUAGAUAUCCAUAAUCUGGGUUUAAUCAGAUUUUUAAGGUCUUGCUUUUGAACCCAAUCAUUUCUAUAGUAAAUAUAAAUGCUCUUUAUUGUGACUGCAAUCACUAAAAUGAUGUUUAAAAAUCAUUGCUUAGCAGACAAGAACAAAUGUAAACCAUUGAAAUUCAAGAGGGAUGCUUGUUUAUACUGUCGUUUAAAAAUAACUGCAAUGCAUUUUGAUGCUAAAGUGGUAAUCAAUGUAAACACUUUAGUUUACAGAGAAUUUAAGCAUUCAUAUCUCCAGAAAAUAACUUUAAGUGUGAUUCUAUUAAAAAAUAACACAUACAAACAUA